Cladophialophora carrionii CBS 160.54 is the source of this 2496-nucleotide messenger RNA. RefSeq lists its product as uncharacterized. Bases 1 to 2496 code for a protein of 831 amino acids. The record is from RefSeq and is a predicted model, not a curated record. NCBI's taxonomy places the organism in Eukaryota, Fungi, Ascomycota, Eurotiomycetes, Chaetothyriales, Herpotrichiellaceae. The transcript is spliced from 2 exons.
AUGCGGCUGGUUUCCGCAUGGGCACUUCUCGCUGCCGUCCCCUCCUUGGUCGAGUCGUCGCGCUUGACUCCUCCCGUGCUGCCGUUGAUUGUGCGCAACCCGUACCUGAGCACAUGGCUGGGCAACGCGAGAGACCCGCCGUGGGAGAAAUGGCCCAUGUUCUGGACAGGCCAGGAGAUCGGCUUCUCCAUCCUCGCCAGUGUGCCGGAUCAACGGACGGCGUAUCCGUUGCUGGGAAGGCCUCAAGAUUCUCUGCCCAAGAAGGAUCAGAACUACACCAUUGCCUACCCGAUCUAUCACGGCGCUACGUAUGAUGCCUCGACGACCAACCUGUCCUAUUCUCUCCCGCUCCCUGCGUUCUACUCGGAAUCCAGCCACAUCGAUAUUACCAUCUCGUUUUUGUCGCCCAUAACCCCCACUUCGACGGUCAGACAGUCGAUCCCGGCGAGUUAUGUCACGGUCUACGUGUCAGGCAAUGUGCCCCUCGACAUUUACACCGACGUGAACGGUCAAUGGGUGAGUGGUAAUCGGGGCAGUAAAAUUGUCUGGGGACUCGACCAUACGGCCUUGGAGGACACAUCCCACGGCUUCAAGACGUGGAAAGUGAAGAGGGCAGUGGAGCAGCUCUUUACCGAGUUCCAAGAUCGUGCUGAAUGGGGUACCCUAUACUUCUCGGCGCCUUCGGACGUGCGCCAUGAGGCUGGUGUUUCGGCGCGAUUGAGGCAGCACUUUGCCCGGACCGGGACGCUUGGAGACCGAGUCGACCAGGAUUUCCGCUCCAUCAUGGACGAGGAACCGGUGUUUGCCUUUGUGAAGGCAUUUCCCCUGAACAGCACCCGUGCCUCACACCACCAGCAGAGUGUCACAUUUACCCUCGCGCAUAUUCAGGACCCAGUGGUCCAGUUUGCGGCGGCUCGAGGCUUGACCUACAUGCGCCCUCUGUGGGAGUCUUACUUCCCUACUGUCCAAGAAGUGCUCACUUUCCACUAUCUCGACUUUCACCACGCACGGACGUUAGCAGCUAACUACUCGGCACAACUGGCUGUCGACGCUUACAAGUCUGGCGCUGAGGACUAUGUGGACAUCGUCGCCCUGUCUGCGCGCCAAGUGCUCGGUGCGACGAGCUUCUCUGGCACGCCCGACGAUCCGAUCUUGUUUCUGAAGGAGAUUUCCUCGAAUGGAAACUUCCAGACCAUUGACGUGAUCUUCCCAGCCUUCCCAUUCUUCCUGUACACCAACCCUCGCUGGCUCGGAUACCUCCUUGAACCGCUCAUUGAGCACAUGUUGAGCGGGCAAUAUCCUAACAAGUAUGCCAUGCACGACCUGGGCUUUCAUUUCCCCAACGCCACCGGCCAUCCGCUUGGACAAGACGAAUACAUGCCGGUGGAAGAGUGUGGAAACAUUCUCAUCAUGGGUCUGGCCCUAGCCAAUGCUUUGAAGAAUGGCGAGGGCUGGUCUGCCUCUGCUGCCUGGCAGCCCAUGUCGGGUGUUCCGGUCCCCACGGUCCUGUCAGAAAACAUUGCCCCCUUGUCUGUCGGCAAGGACGAUGAUAUCCUUUACAUCGACAAUGCGUGGGCUGGUCAGUCCGAUAGCCUGAACAAAGCCAGAAAGUGGGUACACAGGAGCUACCGACUAUGGAAGCAGUGGACAAGCUAUCUGGUCGAAUUCGCCUUGUUGCCCCACAAUCAGCUGUCGACCGACGAUUUUGCUGGCUGGCUGGCGCUGCAGACAAACCUGGCCCUCAAGGGCAUAAUAGGUAUCAAAGCCAUGGCUGGCAUCGCCGAGAUCGCCGAGUAUCACGAGGACGUCAAAGUGUACAACAACAUCUCCAAGGUCUACAUUGCAAAAUGGGAGGAGUACGGCAUUUCGCGGGACAAGACCCAUGCCAAGGUUGCCUACAACUGGUAUGGUUCUUGGACUACCACCUACAACCUCUACGCGGACAGCCUGCUGUGCUUCCACCUUGGGGACAACUCUUCGUCGACCAGCAAGUCGUCGAUCGCGGGCCGCUUGGAGUAUCAGAAGCCCCUGAAGGAUUCUAUUCCUGGGGAUAAGGAUGGCUUCGUGCCCAAACAUAUAUAUCAGAUGCAAAGCGAUUGGUACUACACAGUGCGACAGAAGUAUGGCCUGCCCCUCGACUCAAGGCAUCUGUACACCAAGACCGAUUGGGAGUUCUUCGCCAUGGCCGUUGCCGCCCCCAAAGUCCGAGCUGAGAUUCUGCAAUCGGUCGCAAAGUGGGUGAACGAGACCGUGACAGACCGACCGUUCACGGAUCUCCACCAGACGGAAGGGAAAGGAGACUUUCCCGGGCCAAACUUCUUCGCUCGACCAGUCGUGGGAGGUCAUUUUGCAUUCUUGACUCUGGGACAGGCAUGCGGCGGGAGAGCGAAUGACGGGUUGAAAUUUCUGGAUGACAGUGUCGUGAAGGAGAUGGAUGUAGAGGCGGUACUGAAUGCGGAAAUGGCUGACGCUGCAUGGCACACGCUUGAGCUAUAG